Panicum virgatum (switchgrass) is the source of this 954-nucleotide messenger RNA. RefSeq names its product glutaredoxin-C15-like. Bases 121 to 435 code for a protein of 104 amino acids. The record is from RefSeq and is a predicted model, not a curated record. NCBI's taxonomy places the organism in Eukaryota, Viridiplantae, Streptophyta, Magnoliopsida, Poales, Poaceae. The transcript has a single exon.
GCCAGCCAGAGCUCAUCGACUCAUCUAGACCAGCUAGCUCGUAGCCCAAUUCAUUUAGUAGCGAGGUACUAGUUAGCAAGAGAGAAAUUAAGAGAGAGCCAGUCAGGCAGGCAAGAAUCAAUGGCCGAUAGGGUGGCGACGCUGUCGACGGAGAAGGCGGUGGUGGUCUUCACGGCGAGCCAGUGCCCGAUGUGCCACACGGUGCUGAGCCUCUUCUCCGACCUCAGCGUGUGCGCGGCGGUGCACGAGGUGGACCAGGACCUGCGAGGCCGCGAGGUGGAGCGGGAGCUCGCCCGCCGCCUCGGCCGCACGCCGCCCGUCCCCGCCGUCUUCAUCGGCGGCAACCUCGUCGGCUCCACCGACAGGGUCAUGUCGCUGCACCUCGCCGGAAAGCUCGUGCCCAUGCUCAAGGCGGCCGGGGCCAUAUGGGUCUGAGAUCUGAAUCCGUCGGCCGUCCAUCUAUCCAUCCACGCAUGGAGAGAUCAAGAAUAAGGCUAACUAUAUAUAUAUAUAUAUAUAUAGUCCCGCCAUCAAUUUUGUUUCAUUUAUAAAUUUGCGCACCACAUGCAUGCAACUAAUUAAGUCAAAGGAUCCUAAUUAAAUUAAGGAGCAUACGACAUAUAUCCAUGCAUGCCUAUAGAGAGUGUAUGUUCAUAAGUCAAUAUAUAUGAGGAUAUACGACGGUACGUACGGUGACCGGCCAAGUCCUUAAGUCAUGCAACGAAAGGUACCUAUAGCUAGCUACAGUUCCCAGCAAAGAGCAUUGGUCUUGAUGCUAAUAUAACCUAUAGUAUGAGUUUGGUCUUGAUGCUAGCUAGUAUAACCUAUAUAUAGUAGGGUUGAAAAGGGCGAGUGGUGACAUGUCUGUGUCUUUUGAUGUAAACGGACUUGGUAUUCCUCCCUUUUUCCGGUUUUUCGAAUGAGAUAGUAUAUGAAUUAAUUUUGGGAUCAAUA